Molecule: messenger RNA, 2657 nt
Organism: Cyprinus carpio (common carp)
Lineage: Eukaryota; Metazoa; Chordata; Actinopteri; Cypriniformes; Cyprinidae
Product: alkaline ceramidase 2-like
Biological process (GO): ceramide metabolic process
Cellular component (GO): membrane
Molecular function (GO): hydrolase activity, acting on carbon-nitrogen (but not peptide) bonds, in linear amides
Source: RefSeq, a predicted model, not a curated record
AUCACAUGUUGCUGUGUGUGUUGUUAUUGUACAGUCAGAGAAGGGCAGAGAGCGGCACAAGAGAGCUGGGUCAGACUCGGACUGGAUGGCAGGAUGACAUGUUCAGAUAACACGACUACACAGGCGUCCCCGAAUAAAACAAACUGUCGCCGCAUGCGUGCGUCAAAGCUGUCGACGGCGCUUUGUGUAACAUUGUAGCAGUGGAGUCGCGCGCCGCGAUGAACGCGCAUCUGUGGGCUCAGCUCCAGGCGGGCAGCUCGGAGGUGGACUGGUGUGAAGGGAAUUAUCUCAUCUAUUCGGGAAUAGCGGAAUUCUAUAACACCAUAAGCAACGUGCUGUUCUUCGUCUUGCCCCCGAUCCUCAUGUGUCUGUUUCGUCAGUACGCCACGCACUUCAACAGUGGCAUCUAUCUGAUAUGGACUCUGCUGGUGGUUGUGGGGAUGGGCUCCGCUUAUUUCCAUGCGACGCUGAGCUUCCUGGGGCAGAUGCUGGAUGAGCUGGCCAUACUGUGGGUGCUCAUGUGUGCCAUUGGCAUGUGGUUUCCAAAGAGAUACCUGCCCAAGAUAUUCCGCAGAGACAGAUCGAGGUUUCAAAUGGUCAUCGGCGUCCUGUCAGGGAUCACCACCUGUCUGGCCUUCAUCAAGCCAGCGAUCAACUCCAUCUCUCUCAUGGCGCUGGGCAUCCCGUGCACCGCUCUUCUCAUCACAGAGCUAAAGAGGUGUGAUAACCUGCGUGUGUUUAAGCUGGGUCUGCUCUCGGGUCUGUGGUGGACUCUGGCGCUCAUGUGCUGGAUCAGUGAUCGCAUUUUCUGUGAGAUGUGGUCAUCUGUCAACUUCCCGUAUCUACACUGUGCCUGGCAUAUCCUCAUCUGCCUGGCGUCUUAUCUGGGAUGUGUGUGUUUUGCGUAUUUCGACGUGGCUUCGGAGGCUCCAGAGCAGGGGCCCGUCCUCAAAUUCUGGCCCAGCGAGAAAUGGGCUUUUAUCGGGGUGCCAUACGUCACUCUUCUGUGUGUGCACAGGAAGUCCUCUAUUAAGGUGACUUAAGCUGUGCUUCCUGAGGUAUCCGGCUACACUUCAGUGCACUUUGUAAUGGACUUCCACACGAAGGAGAAUCCAGGUUUGUGUGUGGAUUUGUAAGGUUAUGUUUUUGGGGAAGGAUGACGGUCAAUCAUGGUGUAUUCAUGUGAGGAUUUAAUAUCUUAACGGCACAAAAUCAGCUUUCAGUUUACUUCGGGGGGAAACAAUGUGUGAUGCGGGAUUUCAUGUUGUAACUUUACAUGGUGUUACGCUGCAGGUCAAAAGUUUGGAAUAUUUAAGGUUUUUUAAUGUUUUAGUCUCUUCUGCUCACCAAGUUUGCAUUUAUUUGAUCAGAAAUAUUGUUACAAUUUAAAAUAAUAAUGUGAAUGUAUUUUAAAAUGUAAUUUAUUCCUAUGAUGCAAAGCUAAUUUUCAGCAUCAUUGCUGCAGUCGUCAGUGUUUGCUGUUUAAUUAAAUUUUUUUGUUGUUGUUGAAACCGUGAUGCACUUCCAUGCAACAUUAAGGGUAAGUAAACAAAAAAAAAAAAAAGAUUAAAAAAAGGAAAUUGAUAGUUUUAUUCAGCAAGGAUGCAUUAAAUUGAUUAAAAAAAAUACAUUUAUAAUGUUGCAAUAGAUUUCUAUUUUCGGUGAGCAUACAAAAUUUCUUUCAAAAGCAUUAAAAAAUGGUAAUUAUUCCAAAUAAGUACUGAAAAUAAAUCAAAAUCGGGAAGUGGGCUUCAUAAACCAGAUGUCCACACCAGCAGUUGAGCCUGAAAUUAAAUAUGAGGAUAGUAAUGCUUAUUUGUGUGUUAAUAUUGUGAAAAAUGUUAACACAAAGCAUGUUAUUUCACAGUAGUACUACUAGUUAGUUGCCUUUUUUGACAACAAUGAAUACAUUUCAAAUGAAAAGGCGCACUAAGUGAUUUUUCUUUGUUUCGUUGGUUAAAUAACAAAAGGUUUGGACUUUAUACUGACAACACAGCUUUACACAAAAGGAAACAUUUCGCCAUUCACAUGCAUUUAUACAUUCAUUUACUUUCAUAUUAGGAGGAUUCUGUAGGCUGCUGAGUCUUUAUCUCAUGUGAAUGUACAUCAUUUUAAACAUAUUUGCCAAUAGGACUAAUAAUUUAUUUUGGUGUAAACAAUUGGAAAAAAAAUACUUAGUGCACCUUUAUUGUGAAUAGUUGUAGGACACACAAUCCUCUUCACCAUCUGAAUUAAUUCAGGGAAAAACACUGAGGUUAUUAACCCCAAUGCAUCUCAUCUACGGGCGUGAUACCUCUAUAUAUGAGUUAUGAUGCAGCGUAACUUCUCAACUAUGUGGCACUACUGUGAAAUGAAUGCAGUGGAUUCGACGGAUGAUUUUAAAACAAUGCACGACAAUAGUUUGGUGAACUGAAUGUAAAAGAAAGUUUUCUGAGUGUCUUCACACAGAAAUGCAUAUAUCUAUAUAUAGCCUAAUGCUUUCUCAUAGAGAAACAUCCGUUUUAUCUUUUCACUUAGUUAAACUUUACAACACUACACAAAGGCCUUUCGCAAUUUGUCAAAGAACAAAUUGCUGUUGAUCAUUGCAAAAUGGUUUAUCGAAAUACCAAAAACCUUAUGCAAUAAAAACACAAACUCAGCUGUGGUUUGUACACGAA